This is a messenger RNA of Fusarium keratoplasticum, 711 nucleotides long. RefSeq lists its product as uncharacterized. Gene Ontology annotation, cellular component: TIM23 mitochondrial import inner membrane translocase complex; mitochondrial inner membrane. NCBI's taxonomy places the organism in Eukaryota, Fungi, Ascomycota, Sordariomycetes, Hypocreales, Nectriaceae. The transcript is spliced from 2 exons. Gene Ontology annotation, molecular function: transmembrane protein transporter activity. The record is from RefSeq and is a predicted model, not a curated record. Bases 1 to 711 code for a protein of 236 amino acids. Gene Ontology annotation, biological process: protein import into mitochondrial matrix.
AUGGCUUCUCUCUGGAACGCCUUCACGGGCGGCAACAAGCCCCCUCACUCUCAGCAGCAGCAGCAGCACCAGCCUCAGACGACACAAGAACCCGCGCAUCUCUCCUUCGAUCCCACCGAGGGACAAGGCGUCGAGUCAUUUUUGCAGAGCUCUGCCUUUGCCGACCCCUCACAACUACACCCUCUCGCCGGCCUCAACAGAGACACUCUCGAAUAUAUCUCCCUCGAAGACUCAGCCCUGUCCGAACUGCCCGGUGGCCAAUCAGUUCUGCCCUCGCGCGGCUUCACAGACGACCUGUGUUACGGUACCGGCGUCACAUACCUGGCUGGUCUGGGUGUCGGAGGUGCUUGGGGUCUGCAGGAGGGUCUCAGGAGGUCGGCCGGUCAGCCUCCCAAGUUGCGAUUGAACGCUGUUCUCAACUCGGUCACCAGGCGGGGUCCCUUCCUGGGUAACUCGCUUGGCGUUGUCGCCAUUAUCUACAACUGCAUCAACUCCCUGAUUGGUAGCCUGCGCGGAAAGCACGACGCCGGCAACACUGUCCUGGCUGGUGCGCUGAGUGGUAUGCUCUUCAAGAGCACUCGUGGUAUUCGACCUAUGAUGAUCUCUGGUGGUAUUGUGGCUUCUGUCGCCGCUGGUUGGGCUGUUGUGCGACGAAGCUUCUUCCCCAUCCCAGAGCCUGUUCCCGCACCCUCUGAGGAGCUGACUCUGUAA